This is a messenger RNA of Plasmodium fragile, 2541 nucleotides long. RefSeq names its product CMGC/CLK protein kinase. Gene Ontology annotation, molecular function: protein kinase activity; ATP binding. Bases 1 to 2541 code for a protein of 846 amino acids. The transcript has a single exon. The record is from RefSeq and is a predicted model, not a curated record. Gene Ontology annotation, cellular component: nucleus. Gene Ontology annotation, biological process: protein phosphorylation. Lineage: Eukaryota; Apicomplexa; Aconoidasida; Haemosporida; Plasmodiidae.
AUGAUCCAAGAGAACUACAAGGACGAUAGUGAAAAAUACAACAGUAAAUAUGGAGAAUAUAAUUAUUACAAGAGUUAUAUAAGAGAUAUAAAAGGCAAGUAUAUGGAUUUUGGAAAUGUGCAAAGAGAUAGCCCCAGCGGCAGGUAUUUUAAUGACCAUCGAAGGAACAAUAAUUACUACUACCGCAAUCGGCAGGACAACCUGCACAACAGCGCAUACAGGAAUUCGUACAGAAAUUCGUACAAGAAUUCAUAUAAAAAUUUUCACAAGGAUUUGUACCACAACGGGUACCACGACUCGCACAACCACGUGUACAAUAGCGGCUUCAAGCUGCUAAAGGGGAAAAGAAUCAGGAGCUCCAACAGAAGCAGCAACUCCAGCCGGAAAGGAAAGCUCCUUAAGAAAUUUAAAAACUAUGAUGUGGACGAUAAUAUGAUGAGGGUGUAUAAAAAUGGGAAGAAACGAAGCUACUCGUCGAUGAGGCAGAUAAGUGACCAUGAACAAAGACACCAUAAGGUGUAUCUAGAAUCCAAGUACCACCACGAAGAUUAUCAAAAUAAUUAUGCAGAAGGAUAUAACUCGACCAGAAAAAGAAAAUACUAUUCGUACAAAAAGAAAUUGUAUAAUAGUGAUAAGAGAAGAAACUACGACACCCACUUUGGACACGGAAAUAUCUUUUACAAUAAUGAAUAUUACUUAUUUAACGAUGGCUCUAUGUUGAAGAAGAAAAAAAUGUAUUAUGGUAAUAAAAAUAGCUUUAGAACAAAUUCUAAAAGCUAUAAUGGUCACCCAGACAGGAUGAAUAAUAAAAGGAAAGGUUCCUACCGAAAUGGGAAGUGUAAAGCGACUGCUGGGCAUCAGAAGGAGACAGGUAGUUUCGGAGGGGGACCAAGUGCAAGCAGCGCCACGAGUGCAGCUACCGAAGUGGGAGCAUGCAGCUAUAAGGACAAGGAUGAAAAAUCGAAUAAAUCAUUCAAGUUAAAACAUACAGAUACGACGCGAGAUGAUGGUACAGGUAAAUCGUAUGUGAGGGGCGAAAGUAUGGGGAAUAGGAGGAACCAAGCUGCGUGCAUUGAUAAGGAAAAAGGCUCACAGCAGUCCCUCCGUAAGUAUACUAGAGGGGAAAGGAAAAGGAAAAAGGCUCCCAACAGUUAUAGCGGUACGAGGAGUGGACGUCGGAGCAGGAGAAGGAGUAAGCGAAGGAGCGCGCAACGAAGAAGACGAAGAAGAGAUAGCACUAGCAGCAAUGAAGAAACAGGCUCAAGUGCUUUGUCACGAAGAGGUAGUAGCUACUCUUCACAUGAAAAUAAAAAAAAACACCAUGCCGAUAGGUACAGUAGUGAAUCGUACAAGUAUACCCCCUCCGAUGAAUCAACGGAUGAUGUAUCUUCUAGAAAAAAAUACAACCACAAAAGAAACAGAACAAAAAUUUCAGAUAUGGAAGAUAAUAACAAUAGGAAGAAAAAAAAGAAGAAAAAAGAAAACUGCGACUCAGAUGACGAAAUUGUACAUUUUAGUUGGAAAAAGGGAAUGCUCCUAAACAACUGUUACGUGGUGAUACGAAAAAUGGGGGAGGGAACCUUCGGACGAGUUCUUCUCUGUCAGCAUAUGGACACAAAAAAGUAUUACGCGGUGAAGGUAGUACGAAAUAUUAAAAAGUAUACCAAAUCCGCAAAGAUAGAAGCAGAUAUUUUGAAGAAAAUUCAAAAUGAUGAUUUUAAUAAUAAUAAUAUUGUCAAAUAUCAUGGACGGUUUAUGUACUACGAUCACAUGUGUCUGGUAUUCGAACCCCUGGGUCCAUCUCUGUACGAAAUUAUCACCAAGAAUAACUACAACGGAUUUCAUUUGGAAGACAUCAAGCUUUACUGCAUUGAAAUGUUGAAGGCAUUAAAUUACCUCCACAAAAUAUCUUUAACGCACACCGAUUUGAAACCAGAAAAUAUUUUGCUAGAUGACCCAUAUUUUGAGAAAACCUUAGUGAGUGUUAGAAGACCUACAGAUGGAAAACGGGUUCAGAUUUAUAGAACCAAAUCUACGGGCAUCAAAUUAAUCGAUUUUGGUUGUGCCACUUUUAAGGAUGGAUACCAUGGGUCUAUUAUCAACACAAGGCAGUAUCGUGCUCCGGAAGUUAUUCUAAAUUUGGGAUGGGAUGUCUCAAGUGAUAUGUGGAGUUUUGGUUGCGUGUUGGCUGAAAUGUACACAGGAGAUCUUUUGUUCAGAACCCAUGAGCAUUUAGAACACUUAGCUAUGAUGGAAGCUAUCGUUCAGCCAAUCCCCAAAAAAAUGAUAUGCGAUGCCGUUAGAACUAAUGGGGCCAAAUAUAUAAAUAGGGAUGGUCUUAGAUUGGCUUGGCCAGAAAAUGCUUCUAGUUUUGAGUCUAUUAAGUACGUUAAGAGAUGCCUCCCUCUGUACAGACUUAUAAGGAAUGAGUUGUUUUUCGACUUCUUGUAUAGCAUACUGCAGAUCGACCCCGCGCUGAGGCCGACCCCCGCCGAGCUCCUGAAGCAUAGGUUUCUGCAGGAGAGUUAUGAAUACUACUAG